AUGGAAGCAGACCAGCCUCUUCACUACAAAAUCAUCACAAAUGAUGGUGUUCCAGAGCAUCUCAUUUCACUUAUUAAGCUCAAAAACAUUUUCAGAAAGCAGCUACCUAAAAUGCCUGGCGAAUACAUUGUAAGGCUUGUUCUUGAUAGGAAUCAUAAAAGCAUGGUCGCUUUUAAGGGUGAUCUGAUUAUUGGCGGGGUUUGUUUCAGAUAUUUUGAAAGGCAAGUUUUCUCUGAAAUCGCCUUUCUCGCAGUAACUUUUUCUGAACAAGUAAAAGGAUAUGGAACGCAGCUUAUGAAUAACCUGAAAAAUUACGUAAUGAAAGAAGGGAUCAGAUACUUUUUAACUUAUGCUGACAAUUUUGCUCUGGGAUAUUUCAAAAAGCAAGGCUUCACGACUGAAGUAGAGCCAGUUUUGCCAGAAUCUAUAUGAAAAGGAUACAUAAAAGAUUAUGACGGAGGGACACUUAUGGUUUGCAAACUAGAUGUAGAUAUCGACUAUACAAUAAUAAAUCAUGAUAUUAGAGAGCAGCUGGAAUAUGUAAAAGAACAAAUUGCAAAAAUUUCAUUAUACCAGGUUGUAAGAGAGCCAUGCCAAAGCUUAAUUGACAAUGGAAGUUGCACUUAUGAAGAAGUCCCUGGACUAAAAGAAGUCAACUAUGACCCGAAUCAAGAAGUUUCUUAUCAGGAAGAAGAAAAAGACGCCAAAGCAAGCUGCUUUCAUUUUAUUAUUGAUCAAAUGCUAGCUGAUAACUCUUCUUGGCCCUUUAGGGAGCCUGUAGGGAGUGAUGUAGCUCCUGAUUAUUAUGAAAUCAUUAAAGAACCAAUGGAUUUGAAAACGAUGAAAGAAAACGUCGACAGGGGACAUUAUGAUGUAGCAAAGUUUGUGGAAGAUGUGGAAAAGAUGUUCAAGAAUUGCAGAAAUUAUAACAAAAAAGACACAGUUUAUUAUAAGAUGGCUGAUAAGUUGGAAGGGAUCAUCAAACCAUUUUUAGAACAGCUAAAAGAAUCAUCCCAAUAA
Messenger RNA from Blepharisma stoltei, 1020 nucleotides. The record is from the annotation of a GenBank genome assembly. NCBI's taxonomy places the organism in Eukaryota, Ciliophora, Heterotrichea, Heterotrichida, Blepharismidae.